CUGUGCUAGUUAGCGAGCUGCGCUAACGUGGAGCUCCCCAACCUCAUGUAGACAGAACCGGAAAUGAAAGGGGUGUGUCUGUGCCAGAAGCAGCAGCAGUGAUGGAUGGUGAAGCCCCGAGGGCGAGAGCAUCCUGGGAGAAUGGCCUCUUGGUCCCUGUUGACCGCCUCCGCACUGAGAGGGCGGACAGCCCCACUCCAGGUCUGGUGGAGGGAACUGAACCAGGUGCAGGUCAGAAGAGUGCAAUGUUCGUCCACGCACAGUCGUUCGAGGACCUGAAUGCAGAGGUUGAAAAGGACGCUUGCAGGGAUGAUGAAGUUAACAGAUCCGAAGGAGAGCGUGCAGAGGAGGAGCUCAAGGUGCUGGUGCGGGAAGAAAACAUAGAGGAGCCACCCAACAAUGCCAGUCCAUUGGAGAGCAGGCCUAAGGAGGAGGAUGUUUCCAGUGAGGCGUGGAGGAGCCACAGAAAACACGUGUUUGUGCUGAGCGAGGCUGGGAAGCCGAUCUACACCCGCUACGGCACAGAGGAGGCUCUGUCCAGCACCGUGGGGGUGAUGAUAGCCCUGGUGUCCUUCGUAGAAGCUGAGAAGAACAUCAUCCGCUCCAUCCAUGCAGAUGGCUGUAAGGUGGUUUUCCUCAGCAAGAGCCCCCUGGUUCUGGUGGGUGUGUAUCGGACAUGCCAGUCAGACAAGGAGCUGCUGCGGGAGCUGCAGUACAUCUAUUACCAGAUCGUCAGCCUGCUCACGCUCACUCAGCUCAACCACAUCUUCCAGCACAAGCAGAACUACGACCUGCGCCGCCUGCUGGCUGGCUCCGAGUAUCUCACUGACAACCUGCUGCUCCGGCUGGACAGGGACCCCGGCCUGCUGCUCAGCGCUGUCACCUGCCUGCCUCUGGCCACCUCCGCCAGGGAUGUGGUGUCAUCGAGCCUGCAGGCCGCCAAGGCCACAAACCUAGUGUUCUCCAUCCUGCUGGCGGGCGACCGGCUGGUUACGCUGAUAAGAAAAAAGGACCAGUUCCUGCACCACAUAGACUUGCACCUGGUCUUCAACCUAGUCGGCUCCUCCUCCUCCUUCCGGGAGGGUGAAGGUUGGACGCCCAUCUGCUUGCCAAAGUUUAACACUGCUGGAUUUUUCCACGCUCACAUUUCCUACCUGGAGCCUGCGUCCGAGCUCUGCCUCAUCUUGGUGUCAACAGACAGAGAGGACUUUUUUAAUAUGUCGGACUGCAAGAAGCGGUUCCUGGAGAGGUUAAGUAAGCGCAGUGCCUACCAGGCUCUGAAGGAGGCGCUAAAAUCUCCCAGUUAUUCCGUGGCACAGGUCGGCAUCCCAGAGCUCAGGCACUUCCUGUACAAAUCAAAGAGUUCGGGGCUGUACACCAGUCCAGAGUUUCCUUUGGUGUACCAGUCUGAUGAAGAGCAGGAACGGCUGAUGGGUUUGUACCAGGACCUCCACAGCUGCUUGCACCAUCCAACCAGACCACUCUCUUACUUCUACCGCUGUGGUGAAACUGAGAACCUGCUGGCAUGGGUGACCAGCGGCUUCGAGCUCUACCUCUGCUUCAGUCCGCUGGGGACCAAGGCCCUGGCGGUUUCUGCCGUCACCAAACUGCUGAAGUGGAUCAGGAAGGAAGAGGAUCGCCUCUUCAUUCUGACUCCCCUCACUUACUGAGCCCUUUGCUGCCGACUGACCUCCUGGACCACAAAGCUUUGCCCUGAACGCUGACCGGCCCGGUGCUAACAACAACUGUGGAUGAAGCAGAAGUAGUCCAGGAUCUACAUACUGUGUGAUUGUCAAAGUAAUUGAUCUCUGGCUACUGUGUUCCUCAGAUGGAAUUCACAGGUUAUGCAGAUUGUGUAAUGGAGAUAAAUUAAAGCUGUAUUUUAGCUAGCUAGAUUUUUAUACAUUUUGAUUUGACAACAGAUGAAAGUAGCCUCAGCAUCAUCAAAUAGUUUCAUAAAUUAUUAUUUUACUGGAACGGACCUAUUUUGCCACUCAGAUUUUUAAAGAUAUAAACUCUUAAAAAUCUAAAAUUAAAUUUGUAUUACCAAUACCUGCAGUACAAUGUAUUAUUACAGGACAUUUUGUUCAAAUAUGGUUGAUAACAUUCCUGUUUUUUCUGUGUUUUCGUUCUACAUGAUGACUAAUAACUGUAAAGCCCAUUGUCAUUUUAACCUCUAUGCACUUUCUUUAUGCAAAAAGCACUCUUACGAAAUGUGUUCAUGAGUCUGUAACUUGUUUUACUGCUGUCAUUUUGUCUCAAUUAAUAUGUCAGUGUAAUUUGAAUCUGUCCAGUGGCCAUUUGCAUUUUCCUUAAGGUUUAAGAAAUUUAUUAUAGACGUUUUGUGUGGUUUGUAAUUUUAAUCUGCUUAUAUGUCCAAUCAUGAAGCGUCAUAUUUUAUGGACUCUGCUUAAGAAAGCUAGCAUUGCCACAUCUGCCUCCUUGAAUCAUGCCUUAACUAAUGGUCAUUGUCAAUAUAAGGUUGUAAUAGAUCAGGCUUAGUGCUGCGGCACAUCUCAGUGAUGAUGAUUAUAUUAUUAAAUUAAUGAUAUGUAAUAAAACAGACUCCUGAUCAGA
Molecule: messenger RNA, 2577 nt
Organism: Limanda limanda (common dab)
Lineage: Eukaryota; Metazoa; Chordata; Actinopteri; Pleuronectiformes; Pleuronectidae
Gene: mon1a
Product: MON1 secretory trafficking family member A
Exons: 6
Coding region: 102-1670 (522 amino acids)
Biological process (GO): protein targeting to vacuole; vesicle-mediated transport
Source: RefSeq, a predicted model, not a curated record